AUGGAGUUGGGUACGAGCCGCCGCCGGCGUUCCUCCAAGCCAGGCCCUGCCGGCGGAGCGGACUACCUCAGCGCCCUCCCGGACGAUCUUCUCCUCCUGGUCCUCACCCGCCUCGGCUGUGCCGCCGCCGCCGCGCGCGCCGGCCUCCUCUCCCGCCAGUGGCGGGGUCUCUGGGCCCACCUCCGCGACCUCGCCUUCCGGGGCAUCGCCUUCCCGUCGCUCCAGGCCACGCUCGGCCGCGUAGCCCGCCCCCCUCCGACGGUCUCCCUCCUCGAGAUCCGCGUCUCCGAAGAACACCUGCCCAUCUCCGGCGCCGGCGCCGUCACAUCGGUGCUGUGUGCCGCCGCACGGCUCGCGCCGGAGAAGUUCAUCUUCGCCCUCCCGUGGGACCUUGGGCUUUGGGCCAACGGCCUAUUAGCAAAAUUCCAACUGUGCUUCCACCGCGCCACCUCGAUCGUGCUGGAGUGGAUCCCCUUCGUCCUCCGCACACCGGCCGCCGCCCGGGCCGAGUUCCCCACGCUCCAGACGCUGACCCUCACGGGCUGCCAAGUGGACGACCUCGGCGCCUUGCUCUCCCUCUGCCCACACCUGUGCGUGCUCACGCUCAAGGGCCUCAUUUGGCUCGGCGACGACGACUGGGCAGUCCACUCAAGGUCACUGCAGGAGCUUGUCAUGGACAGCGAGAAUUUGUGGGCACGGCCGGUCGGCAUCGUUGCCCCCAUGCAAUACUCGCUGUCCUUAUUGGCCGAACAACAGGUGAGCAUCUCCAUCUUAGCACCAAUGAUCCAGAAUGUCUCGUGGCAGUGGCACUAUGACAAUGGAACUAUUGGGUUUGGUCUUUGGAUCCUCAACAAGCCUCACACUACGGAUGGCAGACAUACCCGGACAACCCCCUUCGCUGCUCAUUCAUGCCUUCACUAA
Molecule: messenger RNA, 921 nt
Organism: Triticum turgidum subsp. durum (durum wheat)
Lineage: Eukaryota; Viridiplantae; Streptophyta; Magnoliopsida; Poales; Poaceae
Source: the annotation of a GenBank genome assembly